Messenger RNA from Blepharisma stoltei, 4192 nucleotides. The record is from the annotation of a GenBank genome assembly. Lineage: Eukaryota; Ciliophora; Heterotrichea; Heterotrichida; Blepharismidae.
AUGGGAGAUCAUCGUUUUUCUGCAGCAAAUUUUCGUCAAUUCGACAAUGAAGAUAGGCCAAACGUCAUGAAGGAUUAUUUGAAUUUUUUAAUUAAAUCUAAAAGCAGGUCAAGGAUCGUCAGCCCUACUACAACACCAAAACGAAGCCUUAUAGCAAGCAAUUCUCCUAAAUCCAGGAUCUCUAAAGAGCCAAAUAUUUUUAAUAGAGAAUACACAAAUAGAUUUACAAGAUUUAUUAGAAAUGCUUUGAAUAAUGUUUCAUCAAGAAAGGAUCAAUCGUGUGAAAAUAAAUUUAAAUCAAAAUCACCUGAUUUAAAAAAUAAGCCAGGACAUAAAAGAAAUAAAUCAGAUAUUCCAAAAGCAGAUUCUAAUAAUAUAUUUGCAAGCCCUUACUCAAAUAAGUUAAACGACAAAUCGACACCUAAAAAUAUUUCACAAGACUAUAGGAUUAGUAGGUUUUUGAAUGAUUCUCAAGAAAAAACAAUAAAAAAUGGGUACUCGAAAAAUGACCCACGCAGUCCGAAUGCAAGCCUAGGCUCAAGUUUUGAAAAGAUAGAAAUCUCAAAGCUAGAGGCUGAAGAAAAAGAGCGGGAAUAUUUAAUUCAGACUAUUUUUGCAAAUUUCCGCAAAAAAGGGCUUCCUCCAGUAACUUCUGUUGAUUUUUAUCAGCUUGGCACUCAAAUAGGAAAAGGGGCAUUUGGCAAAGUGUAUUUAAUCCCCCUUUAUUAGUAAGCUAAAAAUCUUGCUCGUUAAUCAAGAGGGUUAAGUUUUUUUAUUUUAAAAAAUGAUGUGUUUGUUUUCUUUUUACAUACGAGAAGCAAUUCUAGUAGCUUGCUAUUUCUAUUUUUCUUUUUUCUUUUUAAGUAAAAAUAGGACACUAAUUUAACUGUCCAAAUAACAAUGCUUCCCGUUUGUAUAAUUUUCUUUAUAAAAAUUGUUUUUUAAGUUUUAAAAAAAAUAGAGGGCAAAUGCUUGAAAUUAAAAGUCAAUUUGAUUCAUAAUAUUAAUUCUUUAAAUGCAAGCAGUUAAAAAUUUAAUAGAACUAGCUAGAAAUCUCAUUUUUUUAUAAUCAUUAAUUAGUAUCAAUUUUUUUAUGAAAAACAAUUUAUAUUUAAAAGAAUUUUUCCAAAUUUUUGUAGAAAUAAGGAUUUUUCUAUUGGCUCUGGGAAGAUAGGAACUCAUAAACUUACUGGAUAUAAAGUAGCCAUUAAGAUGUUUAGUACCUCUUAUAUCAAAGAUGAAAGAAUAAGAAGAAAAGUAUUUCUGGUCAAGCAUGAAACCAACCCCAACCUCCCACGUCCUUCAAUACCAAACUAUCUAAUCUUGAUAAUAAGAAAUAAAAGAGAUAUUACAGCAUCUUCACUUCUUUUCUAUUAAAAUGAAUUUAUAAACUUAAACAUAUAUUAGCUACUUUAUUUGAUAUCUCCGCCAUAUGCAAAAUUUUUCUAUAGCUAACAAGUUUGGGUAUUAAAUUUAAAUCAGACAUAUAACGUUUUAUAUAUAAAAAAUAAACUAUAUAAACUGCCAAUUUGUUAAAACAAAUUAAUUUAGCACUAUCGAUUAUAGAUUUUGUAAAUGUCUAUGAUAGAUAAUUACACUUGAAUUGAUUUAUUUGUUUCUAUCGAAUUCGGCUGGACUCAUGAAUUAAAUGAGAUAAGAAAGUGAAAUCAAGCCUAUUUCUCUAUUAAAUCUCUUAUUUAUUUGUCUAAAAAUUUUUACCAUUUUAUACAAGGAAAUGAAAUAGAAAUAUUCAAUAUAUGUGUAAUAUACAUUAAUAUGGUGGAAACGACCCGACCUAUUGGAGCAAUUCUCUCAACACUUGCAGGGAACACCCAGAUGGGAAAGCAAAGCUGAAAAGCUGACCCUACAUCCUUGGUGUACAUAUAAUUAAUAUGGCGGAGGCGAAUAGGUAUGCCCUUGAUGACAACACACCACUCUGGUGGCCAAAAUGGCUUUAUUGUCUAAAUUAAGAUCUAGACUCUUAAUCCUAAACCUUAGCUUGCCUAGAGAGGCCGUAUGGAGUGGAAAACUUUGGGAGUCAGCUGUGGCGAUUACAGCCCAUGUAUUAGUUAUUUGGAUGUUUUUGGGACCACAAGUUCUUUCCCUGAAGGCUCCGGAGGGCGGUGUUCUUUUUAACUAGGUGCCACCUCCCAUCAAGGCUGACGACAUGAGGCAUCGAGCAGCCUUUUCCCCAUAGCAUCCGCAAGACGUGAAGCAAAAGGAGUCUUUCUAAUUCAUCGAGACUCAGGAUAUCUAUGCAAGCCCCAGUCCCAGGAGUAGACCACUGUUGAAACAGGUUGCACGCGAUUUAACGCCUCCGACUAGCAGAUUAAGGUGGUCCCAAGCGCGCGGAUAUAUCAAAUCUGGAAAUAAUUUACGCCUUUAAUCUUAAUCUUGGUGUAUAUCAGGUAUAGGUUUUUCUCGUACCUCAAGGAACUAAUCUUGGGACAUUUUUUUUACCUCCUGUAGUUCAUGGAAAGGGACGGUCUGAUUGGGUAGAGCGAUAACUCCCACAGUCCGCAAGAUGUAUGUGUCUAAAACGAUACUAGGAAAUGUGUCCUGGGAAAUAAGCUUUAAGUGCUCAAUUCUGUUGUGCAAGACUCUCCUGUAGCAGAGGGAAGGUGUCUGCUGGGGUCUUUCAGGGAUGCUGAUGCAUGGGUUCGAAUCCCUUGCCCAUGCUGUGACAGCGAAUGUCGCAAAAUAAUUAAUUAAUUAAUAUAUGUGUAAGCGCUCUCUAAUUGCUUUUAAUAGUUUAGAUUCCAAGAUACUGCGCUUUCUCUUAUAUUUCUUAUUAUUAAUACUAGGUAGUUUGAUAUUGAGAGGGAUGGGGUUUCAGCUUGAUCUAUUUCAAGAGGUUUUUGUGAUGAAAAAAAUUAAGCAUAGAAAUGUGAUUAGGCUAUUAGAAGUUUUCGAAUCAAAGCGGCAUUUGAUGAUAGUCAUGGAAUACUCCGGUGGAGGAGAUCUAUUGCAAUUUGUCAAAUCAAAAGGAAGAUUAAGCGAAUCAGAAGCUAAAAAAAUUUUUAGUCAGGUAAUUGAUGCUGUAAAAGCUUGCCACUUAAAAAAUGUUAUUCAUAGAGAUGUAAAGCUAGACAAUAUAUUGUUAUCAGCUGACCUAACAUUGGUAAAACUAUGCGAUUUUGGUGUCAGCAGAAUUGCAAGAGAUGGAGAAAUGAUAAGUGAGCAGUGUGGGACGCCAGCAUAUUUGCCCCCAGAAAUUAUUGCUGACACUGAAUAUGAUCCAUUUUAUGUUGACCUCUGAAGUAUGGGAGUAUUGCUGUAUGCCAUGCUUUGUGGAACGGUACCUUUUAAAGCCAAAACUAUGCCUGAUUUACAAAAAUUAAUUCUAAGGUGCAAAUAUAGUAUACCUGUGCAUUUAUCAAAGGAAGCUCAGGAUUUGAUAGGCAAAAUGCUAAAUCCUAUACCUCACCUAAGAAUUUCUCUGGAAGAAAUGAAAGCUCAUGCCUGGUUUGGAACUCAAGAUCCUGAAGACUGAUAUGAAGAUACGUCAUUACCUAAAUUUACUGGAUCUUCUCUGCAGCCUCAACGGAUUGAUGAGAAUAGGAUAUAUACAAAAUUAUACUAACUCCCCCGCUUUAAUUCUUUGGAGACGGGGCGCCAGGAUUAUGAACAUUUCCCACCCUUUAAAUUGGAACAAAAUUUAUAACCCUCCGGGUAGCAAUUGCAGGCCCUUAUUCGCUGGAAGCAAUAAAUGCUUUAGGUUAGAGCGAUCUCUAUCGGAUGUCCUAUUAUUCGUUAUAAGCAAAGACUAAGUGGGAGGCAAAACCUGUCAGCUCACCGGAUGGACAGGAAAGCCUUCGGUGGAAAAAUAAAACACCCAUUUUGGCAGACUUCCCAUUGAGAUAAUCUUUUGGAUUUCAGACCUGCUAGAUACCCCGAUGGUCCUAUGAGAGAAGACUAAGUAGUAGGCAAAGCCUGCCUCCUAUCCUUAAAAGUCAUAAAUUUUAUUGCUCCUAAGGGGAGUAAGGGAUUUAUAUGAUACCAAGUGUAGCAAAUAGCUAGCACUUUUUAUAUAAUAAAUUAAUAUUUUUUUUAAUUUCUAAUUAUAAAGUUAUAUCAGCUUACUAUAUUGGAUUUCGGAUUUCCGCAAGAAUAUGUAAUUCAAAGCUUGAAAUUUAAUGACAUCAACCAUGCUACAGCUUCAUAUCAAAUCCUUGAGCUUAAUCAAAUGUAA